This is a messenger RNA of Pocillopora meandrina, 1596 nucleotides long. NCBI's taxonomy places the organism in Eukaryota, Metazoa, Cnidaria, Anthozoa, Scleractinia, Pocilloporidae. The record is from the annotation of a GenBank genome assembly.
AUGUACUGGAUGAUAACAGCAGUUUUUAAAACUACUAUUGGAUGGCUUGUGGAGAAAGGCAGAGAAAAAGUAGCAGAAAAACUUAAAUAUGGCGACGUAACAGAUCAACAGCUUCGCGGCAUCAUCAUACGUGAAAUUGACGAUGUGAAGUCUAAGCUGGAUGGAAUAUCAAAGAAAGAGUUGAAAACAAGUAUAAGCUCCUUUAGAGAAGGAAUCGAGUACCUGUAUAAAGUAUUUGAAGAGACUAGGUCGAGGGAUGAGCUUACUGAAUAUGCCACAAGGCAGCUCGCCACUGCAAAAGACAGAUUCAAAUUUGCUCGUCAAAUGGCAACCAUUGCUUUUUCAAAUGAAGCAUUAUCAACAACUGACCGCAUCUUAGCAAUGCAGUACCGAGUGAUGGCAACAGAAUUAGAAACAAUAGACCAUCCCGCAGAUGCUGUAGCAUCAUGUAGAGUGUGUAUCGAAGAGCUAAACAGUCUGCCGGUGGUUCAGCAAAGUCUUCAAGAGCAGCUCAGGACAGGUAUCAUGGCAGUGAAGGCUUUAUUUAGCAAAGAAGAACGACGGAAAGUUAUUUCCGGUGUCUGUCUUAUCAAUCGUGUCGUCUACGAUGUCACACAAACAGUAUCCGUUAAAGAACCAUUGCCACAAUGGCCCAUGAUUGAUACAGGAAAAGAGAAAGUUGAUCUGCUGCGAGACCGGAGAGUAACAAAAAUACUUUGUAGACAGGGUAUGGAGAACUGUAGUGUGUCAUGGAUACUUGGUCAUUAUGGCGAAGAGGAGCACAGGUUAAAUAAUCCGAGUGGUAUCGCUACCAACUCAAGCGGGCAAUAUAUUGUAGCAGACUGUGACAAUACAAUCAAGGUGUUUGACAAGAGUGGCAAGAUUGUGCAACGUUUCAGAGUUCCUGCUCCUCUUUUAGAUGACAUGGGUAAGCAGCUAUCCUUUACAUACCGGGUGGUUCAUCUGGUCGCAGACAUAAAUGACAACAUUUAUGUGCCGGUCAAAGAAACCAGUUGUGAGGACUCAUACUGGAUUUCUAAGUUUAACAAAACUGCUGACGAGCAUAACAGUUUUCGCGUCAGGACAAUGGGCUGCGAAUGCAAACUGUCAGUCAGCGUUAGUGGUAAAGUGGUGGUACUGAAGAGAAACUCUGGAGAGAGUUAUGGGAUUGUGGAUGUUUAUGAGGCUAAUGGUCAGUUUGUUUGCAGUUUUGGAAGACAAAUCUUGUGUUACCCGUGCGACAUCACUACUGUAAGUGAUGGUAGAGUUAUGGUGGUGGAAGGAUGGCUUUCGACGCCAGGUGUUCACAUAUUCAGCGAACAGGGUGACCAUCUAAACAGGUUUGAUCUGCAAAGGUUUCUGAGAUCUCCAAAAAUUGCAUUUCACAGGGAAAGUCAACAAGUCGUCGUGGCCGGUAAUAAGGAAUCAGACAUCUUGUAUGUAGGGAUAUACACCAGAGAUGGUGAGUUUGUGCGAAGUACUCUUAUCCAUAUGGGAGAGUCCUUUAUUCCGAAUGGGAUUGCAGUGACCACUGAGGGACGCAUUGCAGUGGUAACCUGGAUUCCAGGUUCAACAAGAAAAGUAAUCAUCAUUUAA